Molecule: messenger RNA, 1419 nt
Organism: Neohortaea acidophila
Lineage: Eukaryota; Fungi; Ascomycota; Dothideomycetes; Mycosphaerellales; Teratosphaeriaceae
Exons: 1
Coding region: 100-1404 (434 amino acids)
Source: RefSeq, a predicted model, not a curated record
GACGGGUUGCGCGGGUGCCGUGAAACCAGGUUUGGUUGGACCUUGGCAGACAUCGGCCGAGUGAUAAACAGCGCCGCCAUUGCGGGCGCCGCCUUCCCGAUGGCAUCCAGCGCAACAUCAACAACUCCACUACUCCCUCGUCUGGAGGAGGAUCCAGCAUUACUAGCAGUCAUGCGCCAACGCAGCGACACCUUCUCCAACAUCGUCCGCAAGCAGCUGGGUCGCGAGCAUCCACAUGCGCACCUCCGCGCAGACGAAGUGAAAGGCCCGCUGUCCUUCUUCAACCCCACGGCCGCGACCUUUGACCUCGUCCCGGCGUCCAAACUAUCUACUGGCCCCGCAAGCGGCAUUGCACCGCAAGGCCCACUCCCCACCGGCGCCCGACUCGCAUGGCGCGCACGAGACAACCGUAAAGGGCGCCAUGUGCUUGUGAUUCCUUCGAACGACGGCGCCACUGAUGCCCCGGCCUUCUCCACCUCCUGGUCGCACAUCCGGCGCAUCCUGUGGCGCAUGUGCACCGUGUACGCAUGGUGGGACGUGAGCUGGUGGAUCGCCGUGCUCUUCAGCUGGGGCAGCGCACUCUUCCUGAUCUGCGGUUUCUUCUACUGGCUUCCCCUCGCGGCCCCGAGCACGGAGUUCCCAAAUGAAUCCAGCAUCGGAGGCGGCUUGACCGCAUUCAUCGGCGCGACGAUGUUCACCGUGGGCGGCGUGCUGCUCGUCGUAGAAGCAAGCAACGAGCACCAAACAGGCUGCUUCGGCUGGGCGGUAGAGAACCUCUUCACGCACUCCGACUCCGACACGGAACCCGGCUCCCGACCACCACCAGACGGCAAAUUCACAAUCCGCCAAGAAGCCUGCACCCACCACCACGCGACCGGCGCCCACUCGAGCGCAGCCCUGCACCUCCAGCACCCAGAAGCAGGGCGCAGGUGGGAAUGGUGUCCGACGUGGCAGGAGUUCCGGCGGCACUACAUUUUCGAAAUCGGGUUCAUGGCCUCCUUCGUGCUCGCCAUCGGCGCCGUCAUCUUCUACGUCUCGGGCAUCAUGGCUCUGCCGUGGAUUUACGACAAGAUUUCGCAACCUGUGCUGUACGGCACGUACUGGCUUGCGUACCUCGGCGGUGGCAUUCUGUUCGUCGUCAGCUCGGCGCUGUACAUGCUUGAGACGCAGCCGAAGUGGUAUCUGCCUGCUCCACGUGUGCUAGGCUGGUGGAUCGGCACGUUCAAUAUGAUUGGCAGUGUCGGAUGGACGCUUAGUGCGGCGUUUGGGUAUUGCACUGCAAGCUGGUGCGAGUAUCAGAGUGAUUUGUCGUUGCUUUGGGCGAGUUUGGCGUUUUUGAUGGGCAGUCUGUUGUUAUGGUACGAGGCGAUGGAUAAGUAUCCUGUGAUUAGGGCUUCGGGAUGAUGUCUGGCGGUGGUC